UUUCACACUCCAAAGACGACAGUUCACUUCACUUCCUUUACCAAAAAAAAGCACACACACCGUAAAGUAGAAAAAGCACAGCAACCUUCUUCCAAUCUACGCAAAAUCUAAUCUCGUUUCGCUUCUGCGCCUUGUCUGAAAGAAAGGGAAAAGUUAAAAGACGGCUGAAGAAAGAAUUCAGCUCUCUCAAUUUCGCAAUCGAAUUAAAAAUGGCAAUGAAGAGUGAAUCAGGCACUCCGCCGCCGAGGAUCGGGAAGAUCGGGCCGUACACGGUGUUCAUGACGCCUCCCGCCACGCCGAAUGCAGAGCCCAAGCGGGAAUCUCCACCUCCGGUUCACUUCCAAGCUCCCUCGCCGCCGCCAGUGAUGGCUCCGCCUGCCCAAUUCUAUAAACAAAACCCUUCUUCUUUCACUUUCUUUUGGGACGCUCUAGCCAAGCUUCAAACUGCGCAUGCGAGUUUGGACGAGCAUGUUGCACACUGGUUUGGCUUGAAUCAGUCAAAAUAUCAGUGGGCAUUGGAUGAUUACUAUGAAAGCAAUGGAAAGGGGCGGGCAUUACUGAGAGAUUACAAGGAAGAAAUCAGGAUGAACUCAUUUUGUUCCCGUUGGGAAUCAGAACGAGGAAAAACCACAGGUUAAACCGAGCAAAACACAGAAUGUGUGAUGCGCCAACAAGCAGCCAAGUUGGACAAAUAUUUCAUUUCUAAAUUGAAUGAAAUUUGGGAUACCAAAUUACUGAUUGGUCACAGAUUUUGUGGGAAAUAUUCUGGCCAUGUGUACUACUACUACUACUAGUGUCUCUAUUUAACUGUUUAUUGCUCAUGAUCUAGCAACCUAUCUGUGUGAUACUACUUUGUUGUUGCUAUUUCGUUAGUCUGCAGAGGAAACAAAACUUUUUAUAGCUGUUUCUAUUAAUUUAUGUUGUAAAACUAAUAAUAUUUGGCACAUUUGUAAUACCAAGUGCCUACUUUUUUGUUCA
This is a messenger RNA of Salvia hispanica, 978 nucleotides long. RefSeq lists its product as uncharacterized. NCBI's taxonomy places the organism in Eukaryota, Viridiplantae, Streptophyta, Magnoliopsida, Lamiales, Lamiaceae. The record is from RefSeq and is a predicted model, not a curated record.